AUGCACGGUCCCGGUGACUCCGGGUUUAAGAAUAACUACGACAAACGACGGAUGGAAUCGAGCGCCGCACGGAGCGGCGCGGCGACAACGACGGCGACGGCGACAGCGACAGCGACAGCAAGCGAAACGACAGGAUGGACGCCGCGGGGCCGUCUGCCCCUCGAACUUGUCCAGUUCGUCGUUGACGAGCUAUCCGCCCAGCAGGCGCGGGGGACGCUCGCCUCGUUGGCCGCAACGAGUGGGCCGAUGCACGCAUUGGUGCUGCCGGUGCUGUAUCGGCGCCUCGUGCUGACGCGCGCGAAUGCCGAGCGCGUCCUGGGCCUGCCCCGAUGUCCAUGUCCGCCCGGAGCGAGCACAGCGGACGCAGAGGACGAGGAGGCGUACGACCCCCGAUGUCCGAGAUGGCACGACGCGCUCGCGUCCAAUGUCGGCGCACACCUCGCCCGCCUCGAGGCUGACGAGGUAUACUCGCAACGCUUCGCGUUGCCUGUCGACCUCGCGCCGACGGGGGCCGAGACGGACGACGAGCUCUGCCGCCCUUGUUCGCCCCGCUCGCCCGGCUCCCGCCUCAACCCCGGGUUCGCCUUCACGACGCACCUGGUGCUCGCGCAGUGGCCGCAGUCCCACCUCGUGCGCUCCGUCUGCGCCCACGCCCAUCCCAGUAUUUUAUUCCCCAACGUCUCACACUUCUCCAUCUCGGCGCGUGCGGUCGCGCGCUGUCCGAACGGGCCCGACGACGUGUCCGCCUUCCUGACGACGCUGGCGCGGGCGGAGGACGUCUGCGUCGCCAUGCCCGGAAGCGAGGCGGCGAGCACGACGGGACGCACCGAGUGGGUCCUCGGGUGUCUCAUGAGGAAGGACUAUGCGCCGCGCAGCGUCACGGUGCAUCUUGGCCGACACUCGCCCCCGGGCGAGGUCAGCGGCGGGUACGUCGCGCCGGCGCCGAGGGUCGAGGGCGUGUUCCAGCUCGCGGGGGCUUUUGGCUGGUUCCCGCGUCCGAGUGGGGCGGGCGGAGCGAGGCGCGUCCUGGGCCUGCCCCGAUGUCCAUGUCCGCCCGGAGCGAGCACAGCGGACGCAGAGGACGAGGAGGCGUACGACCCCCGAUGUCCGAGAUGGCACGACGCGCUCGCGUCCAAUGUCGGCGCACACCUCGCCCGCCUCGAGGCUGACGAGGUAUACUCGCAACGCUUCGCGUUGCCUGUCGACCUCGCGCCGACGGGGGCCGAGACGGACGACGAGCUCUGCCGCCCUUGUUCGCCCCGCUCGCCCGGCUCCCGCCUCAACCCCGGGUUCGCCUUCACGACGCACCUGGUGCUCGCGCAGUGGCCGCAGUCCCACCUCGUGCGCUCCGUCUGCGCCCACGCCCAUCCCAGUAUUUUAUUCCCCAACGUCUCACACUUCUCCAUCUCGGCGCGUGCGGUCGCGCGCUGUCCGAAACUGCACGAGGCGAGCGGGCCCGACGACGUGUCCGCCUUCCUGACGACGCUGGCGCGGGCGGAGGACGUCUGCGUCGCCAUGCCCGGAAGCGAGGCGGCGAGCACGACGGGACGCACCGAGUGGGUCCUCGGGUGUCUCAUGAGGAAGGACUAUGCGCCGCGCAGCGUCACGGUGCAUCUUGGCCGACACUCGCCCCCGGGCGAGGUCAGCGGCGGGUACGUCGCGCCGGCGCCGAGGGUCGAGGGCGUGUUCCAGCGUCGCGGGGGCUUUUGGCUGGUUCCCGCGUCCGAGUGGGCGGGCGGAGCGAGCGGAGCGAGCGGCGCGAGCGGCGCGAGCGGCGCGGGGGCAAGCAGAACGAGCAAAGCGAGCAAAGCGAGCAAAGGCAGUUCGUCUCCGAACCCAACCCUGUCUGCUCCGGAACUACACUCGUACCUAACUGCGACUCCGACGCAGGAAACGAGAGUGACAGAAACCGGCGGGGAGGAGGGGGAUGAAGAAGCGACGGCACGCGUCACGCUGCUCUACCCCGCCUCGACGCCGUAUGCGCGCGACGACAUCCAGUCCUGGGUGUACGCGACCUCGCCCUCGCCCCGGCGAACCAUAGCGCUCUCGCUGCGCACGGCGUGCACGGCCCUGCUAUCGGCAGAACAGUCCCUCCUCGAAUUCGAAGACGGGUGGAACGAAGUGGACGUCUGGGCGACCGACGUCGGCUCGUGGGCCUUCUCUCCGUCCGACUCGGACCCGCAACUCCUCGCGACGCUCGAGCGGGCACAGGCGUACGCCUCGGCGCUCACUCGACGUGCGGCGCGGCUGCGCAAGUCGCUCGACGAACCGCCAGACGCAGGCAGUGUCGAGGAGGCCGAGAGCGCGCUUUCUGCGGCUCACGGGGCAUUGAAGACGGCCACGGCCGCGCUGGACGCUACAGACGCCAAGACGGCCAGGCUCGAGCUGAGCCGGUUGCGGGAGGAGCGCCACGCGGCCGCCGUCGCCGUCGGCAUGGCGAGUAGGGCCCUCAAGGCCGCGCAUGCUGAGGGCGAGCGACGGCGGUCCAUCAGGCAACAUGAUGCCGGCCUCAGAUGUGUUGACGGAACUGCAUGCUGCUGA
Messenger RNA from Trichosporon asahii var. asahii CBS 2479, 2541 nucleotides. RefSeq lists its product as uncharacterized. The record is from RefSeq and is a predicted model, not a curated record. Bases 1 to 2541 code for a protein of 846 amino acids. Lineage: Eukaryota; Fungi; Basidiomycota; Tremellomycetes; Trichosporonales; Trichosporonaceae. The transcript is spliced from 2 exons.